GUUGGCUUGAUGUAAUGACCCGGAAGAUACGUCAGACUUGUUCCAGAUCGACACCGGCAAGAUGGCGGCGGACACGCAGGUUUCGGACACUUUGAAGAAGUUUGCGGUGAAAGUGACCACAUCCAGUGUGAAGGAGCGAAAAGACAUCCUUGGCGAGCUGAGGAGUUGCCUCAGUGGAAAAGAGCUGCCAGAGCCAGCCAUUAAAGUAUGCAAACUCUUCUGCCUCACUCUUCACAGAUACAGAGAUGCGGCAUCUCGGCGAGCGGUGGUCUCCGUCAUUGACCUGCUGGCGCAGUCCCAGCCUGGCGUCAUCGCUGCCAACCUGCCAUCAUGCCUGCUCAACUGUGGGGUCAUCAGCAAGAAUGGCAUGCCAGGGAAGAGCACGGCCUCCUCUGCCACCAUGGCGGUGGCCUGGACUUGCUUGCUGGUGAAAGCUGUCUUCCCCACGGCCGACAAGAGGGAGGGGCCCCAAUGGAAGAAACUGGUGGAGGUGCAGAGUCUCCUAUUGGCUGAGGUGGUUGGCGGGGCUUCCCCGAAUGCCACAAAGUCUGUGCUGAAGCACCUCAGCAAGGUCUGGAAGGAGCACCCAGGGAUGGUGGACCAGUACCUGACCACGCUGCUAGGUCUGGACUCGACCCCGAGCUCUCUGGCCCUACUGGGCGUGUGUGUCGACUUCUGCACGACCCAGAAGGACAUCGCCACCAUCAAUAAGCACAAGGGGGCGCUGUUGGAGCUCUAUGUGAAGACCGUUCUUACGAGCAAGAGUGUACCCCACCAGUACAUCCUGGAGCGAAGUGGCUCUAUACUGCGUCACGUGACACACGAAGAGUUCAAGGAGCAGCUGCUGCCCACACUGACGAAGGCCAUGCUGCGGAGUCCAGAAAACUGCAUGCAGACCAUCUCCUGCCUGCUGGCCUCCCUCACCCUGGACCUCAGUCAGUACGCCAUGGACAUCGGCAAAGGCAUCGCCAGCCAGCUGAAGGCUAAUAACACUGUGCUGGUGGAGCAGGCGAUCCAGGCCCUGCGUAACCUGGCUCAGCAGUGCAGCAACCCUACUGCUGUCCAGGACCUGACCACUCACCUCUUCGCCAUCCUGGGAGGCUCUGAAGGGAAGCUUACUGCUGUGUCACAGAAAAUGAGUGUUCUCUCAGGCAUCGGGAGCUGCAGUCAUCAUGCAGUGUCCGGCUCAUCCAGUCAGACACUCAAUGCAAGUGUGGCGGUUCUCUUUGUCCCUUACCUGCAGCAAGAAGUUCACGAGGGUACACUGGUCCACGCCGUGUCUGUGCUUGCCCAGUGGACUGGCAGGCUGACCCUGGAGGUGCCCGCUGCCCUGAAGGACUGGUUCAAGAAGGCCUUCACCCUCAAGGCCUCCACCUCACCCGUUCGUCACGCCUACCUGCAGGCCAUGCUUGGGGCCUACAAAGGUGACACCCUGAGCCAGGCGAUUGACUUCGCCGCUGUCCUCAUCCAGACCGUGGAGAAGGCCUCCGCCCAGAGCUCCCAGCAUGCAUUGCUGGCUGAGGGGGCGGCUGCUGCUGUGCUUCUGUGCCGACUUUCCCAGCUUGAUACGCUGAGCGAGUCUAAGCUCACUACCUUCUGGGACCUGGUGCUGGACGACAAGAAGCCCCUCUUCACCACAGAGAAGUUUCUGGCACAAGCCAACGACGAAGCCUUUUGUACGGUGCUGCAGCUGUGUGAGAGGCUGUUCCUGGAUCAGCCUCAACGGCUCAACAACAGCAAGUCACAGAUGUUCCACCAGGCUGCCGUGGCGGCGCUGUUGUCAAGGAGCUGGCGUGUGCGUAAACGGGCACAGCAGAGCGUCAAGAAGCUCCUCUCCUCGUUGGGCGGAGCCAGCCUGGCGCACGGCAUCAUGGGAGAACUGUGUGCGGUUAUUUACAAACACAAGGUGCUGCCUCCUGAUGCGGUACAGUCAGAGACGGGUGAGUUGACCGAGGUGGGCCGUGCCUACGUUCCCCCGCGGAACCUUCUGGAAGCGCUGUGUGUGAUCUGCUCGGUGGCCGGCCAGUGGAACGACCCCUCUGAGACGGAGAAGCUGGCCAUGGAGGUCCUCAUCGUGUCCCAUCACCCCUCCAUCAUGGUGGCACGCUCUGACCUUUGGGCCCAUCUCCUGUCCAGUAUGAAACUGAAAGCAGCGGAGUUCAUCGACACACACCUGGACGACAUCCUGCCUCUCUUGUUGCAGGCUAGCACAGACAGCCAGGCUAUGCGUAAUGCAGUUGGGAGUCUGUCGGCUCUCUCCCCUGCUAAGCUCCUCCCUCGCAUCAUGGAUCAUGUGAUCCAGCAGCUGGCCAAUCCUGCGCUGGGACAGGUGACCCGCACCGAGUACGCCAUCAUGACCACGCCAGAGGGAGAGCUUUAUGACAGGAGCAUCAUCCAGAGUGCCCAGCAGGAGAGCACUAAGAAAGGCAAUAUGAAGCGUGAGAAUAAGGCCUACUCCUAUAAAGAGCAGAUCAUUGAGAUGGAGCUCCAGGAGGAGAUAAAGAGGAAGAAAGGCGUCAAGGAGGAGGUGCAGCUGAGCAGCAAACAGAAGGAGUUGAUGCUCAACCAGUUAGAGAAGGAGGCCACCAUCCGCAAGAGACUACAGGGGUUGGAUAUGGAGUUGCAGUACAACAUUGGCCUGUUGGAGGCGAUGCUGAGCUACCGUCCUCCUCAAUUGGCAUGGCAACUGCCGGGCGUCCUCCAGGCCAUGCUGCCCCUCUUUCACUCCCCCUUGGCCGCUCCGCGUCUCCACAAGGUCUACCUGGACAUGGGCGUCUCCCUGAUGUCCAACCGCAUGCGCAACCUGGCGGAUCUGGUGGGUCAUGUGACCCUGCGUCUGCUGAAGCCGGAGUGUGAGUUGGACCCAGCCUGGGAGGAGGAGGAUCUGAACACGGCCACCCAGCGCACAGUAGUGGUGCUCUACACACACACCGUACCCCUAAGAGAGAACAAGACUGAAGCACAGCCCCUGUCGGCGCCUGCGUUCUCCUUCUGCUUCCCGCUGCUGCAGGAGGUGUUGAGCGAGAGCAGCGGCUCCAGCGAGGAGACGGAGAUCCUGAUGACCCGCGCCCUGCAGAUCAUCAACCAGCACGCUCAGCUGCGCAGCCAAUCAGACGCCCCCGAUGAGCUCAUCGAUGAGAAUGGACCAGAGCUCCUCCCCAGAGUGGCCAUGCUGAUGCUCCUCACCAAAGUGAUCGGCACCUCUAUCCCCCGCCUGCAGGUGCUGGCGUCGCGCUGUCUGACUUCCCUGUGUGUGAGUUCGGGUGGAGAUGAGGGCUGUACGCUGGCGGAGCAGUCAGAGGUGGACGUGCUGCUGGCGGCCCUGCUCUCCCCUUGCUUCCCUGUCAGAGACGCUUCACUCAGGGGUCUGCUGGAGAUGAAGAUGGCGCUGGCGACGGACAGUGCCGACCCCGGUGGGCUGAGCGUGCUCCGGCGACUCUGGGUGGCGCGCUUCGACGUGGAGGAGGAGGGACGCCUGCUCUCUGAGAAUAUAUGGGAGUCUCUGUGUAUGGAGCUGGUUCCUGAGCUGUGCAUACUGCUGAUCGGUGAUGUCACUCACCACGAGGAGGCUGUGCGAUCGGCGGGGGCGGAGGCUUUGUCUAGCGCCAUCAGUGAAUACUCUGACCAAUCAGCUGAGGUUCUCUCUCAGCUCACUGAACUCUACCACAAGAAACUAUAUAGACCCCCUCCUGUUCUGGAUGCGUUAGGACGUGUCAUCUCUGAAGCGCCACCUGACCAAUGGGAAGCCAGGUGUGGCAUAGCACUGGCGCUGAAUAAGAUGGCCCAGUACCUGGGCGAGUCUCAGGUCACUCCUCUCUUCCUGUUCUUCGUGCCGGACGCUCUGAACGACAGACACCCAGAGGUCCGCCGCUGCAUGCUGGACGCUGCACUGUCUGCUCUCAACACACACGGCAAGGACAACGUAAAUGCUCUGCUGCCGGUGUUUGAGGAGUUUCUGAAGGACGCCCCCCAGGACGCCAGCUAUGACUCGGUGCGCCAGAGCGUGGUCAUCCUCAUGGGCUCCCUGGCCAAGCACUUGGACAAGAGUGACCCCAAGGUCAAGCCCAUCGUGGCCAAGCUCAUCACCGCACUCUCCACACCCUCGCAACAGGUGCAGGAGUCUGUGGCGAGCUGCCUGCCCCCGCUGGUGCCGGCGAUCAAGGAGGACGCGGGCGGCAUGGUGCACAAGCUGCUGCAGCUUCUGCUGGAGAGCGACAAGUACGCCGAGCGCAAGGGCGCCGCCUACGGGCUGGCAGGCCUGGUGAAGGGCCUGGGCAUCCUGUCACUCAAGCAGCAGGACAUCAUGACCACGCUCACCGACGCCAUCCAGGACAAGAAGAACUUCAGGAGGAGAGAAGGUUCUCUGUUUGCCUUUGAGAUGCUGUGUAACAUGCUGGGGAAGCUCUUUGAGCCCUACGUGGUGCACGUGCUCCCUCACCUGCUGCUGUGCUUCGGAGACGGCAACCAGUACGUCAGAGAGGCAGCGGAUGACUGUGCCAAGGCGGUGAUGAGGAACCUGAGUGCCCACGGGGUGAAGCUGGUGCUGCCCUCUCUGCUCGUGGCGCUGGAGGAAGAGUCCUGGAGGACCAAAGCAGGUUCUAUUGAGUUGCUGGGUGCGAUGGCGUUCUGUGCCCCUAAGCAGCUGUCGUCGUGUCUGCCCAGCAUCGUGCCCAAGCUGACGGAGGUGCUGACCGACUCCCAUGUGAAGGUGCAGAAGGCUGGACAGCAGGCCCUGCGCCAGAUCGGCUCCGUCAUCCGCAACCCCGAGAUCCUGGCUAUCACCCCGAUCCUGCUGGACGCCCUGACCGACCCCUCCCACAGGACACAGCACUGCCUGCAGACGCUGCUGGAGACCAAGUUCGUCCACUUCAUCGACGCCCCCUCCCUGGCCCUCAUCAUGCCCAUCGUCCAGCGCGCCUUCCAGGACCGCUCCACCGACACGCGCAAGAUGGCCGCCCAGAUCAUCGGCAACAUGUACUCCCUCACAGACCAGAAGGACCUGUCUCCAUAUCUGCCUAGUGUCAUCCCCGGACUCAAGACCUCUCUACUGGACCCCGUGCCAGAGGUGCGCACGGUGUCGGCGAAGGCCCUGGGUGCCAUGGUGAAGGGGAUGGGCGAGACGUGCUUCGACAACCUGCUGCCCUGGCUCAUGGAGACCCUGGCCUCGGAGCAGAGCUCAGUGGACCGCUCCGGAGCAGCGCAGGGUCUUGCGGAGGUGAUCGCUGGUCUGGGCGUGGAGAAGCUGGAUAAGCUGAUGCCGGACGUUGUGAAGACGGCCAGUAAGGUGGACAUCGCCUCCCACGUGCGUGACGGCUACAUCAUGAUGUUCAUCUACCUGCCGCUCACCUUCGGGGACAAGUUCACACCUUACGUCGGGCCCAUCCUCCCCUGCAUCCUCAAGGCCUUGGCUGAUGAGAACGAGUAUGUCCGUGACACGGCGCUGCGGGCGGGCCAGCGCAUCAUCAGCAUGUACGCUGAGACGGCCAUCGCUCUGCUCCUGCCCGAGCUGGAGCAGGGGCUCUUCGAUGACCUCUGGAGGAUCAGGUUCAGCUCAGUGCAGUUGCUAGGAGACCUGCUGUUCCACAUCUCCGGGGUGACGGGUAAAAUGACCACAGAGACGGCGUCUGAGGAUGAUAACUUUGGUACAGCGCAGUCCAACAAGGCGAUCAUCGGAGCGCUGGGUGCGGAGCGUCGUAACCGCGUGCUGUCUGGGCUCUAUAUGGGGCGCUCUGACACACAGCUGGUGGUGCGGCAGGCCUCGCUGCACGUGUGGAAGAUCGUGGUGUCCAACACGCCGCGCACGCUGCGGGAGAUCCUGCCCACGCUCUUCGGUCUGCUGCUAGGGUUCCUGGCGUCCAACUGCCACGACAAGAGAACGAUUGCUGCACGGACACUGGGAGAUCUGGUGCGGAAGCUGGGAGAGAAGAUCCUUCCGGAAAUCAUUCCCAUCCUGGAGGAGAGUCUCCGCUCGGACAAGAGUGACGAGAGGCAGGGUGUGUGCAUCGGCCUCAGCGAGAUCAUGAAGUCCACCAGCAAAGACGCUGUGUUGGUGUUCUCGGAGUCUCUGGUGCCCACGGUGCGUAAGGCCCUGUGUGAUCCUCUGGAGGAGGUGAGGGAGGCGGCCGCUCAGACCUUCGAGCAGCUCCACGCCACCAUCGGCCACCAGGCCCUGGAUGACAUCCUGCCCGCACUGCUCAAGCAGCUGGAUGACGAGGACACGGCGGAGUACGCUCUGGACGGUCUGAGGCAGGUGAUGGCGGUGAAGAGCCGCUCCGUGCUGCCCUACCUGGUGCCCAAGCUUACAGCCCGCCCUGUGAACACGCGUGUGCUGGCCUUCCUGUCUGCCGUGGCUGGAGACGCUCUCACACGCCACCUAGGGGUCAUCCUGCCCGCGCUCCUCUCCUCACUCAAAGACAAGCUGGGAACCGACGAGGCAGCACAGGAGUUGGCGAGUUGCCAGACGGUGAUCUUGUCAGUGGAGGAUGAGGUGGGCCAGCGCAUCAUCAUCGAUGACCUGCUGGAGGCCACGCGGGGCGCAGACCCAGGCCUUCGCCAGGCGGCCGUCACCAUGCUCAACGGCUACUUCGCCCGCACGCGCCACGACCACAGCGCACACACACGCACGCUCCUCUCCGGGCUCAUCCACCUGCUCAACGACACCAACCCUGAGGUGCUCAGCCAGAGCUGGGACGCCAUCAACGCCAUCACAAAGAAACUGGACGCAUGCACCCAGCUGACCCUGAUCGAUGACCUGCACAGAGACAUCCGCUCAGUGACUGCAGAGGUUAAAGGUGAACACCUACCAGGCUUUUGCUUGCCCAAGAAGGGGGUGACUUGCCUCCUGCCGGUCCUGAGGGAGGGCGUGUUGAACGGCAGUCCGGAGGUGAAGGAGGAGGCGGCCCGAGCUCUGGGCGGAGUCAUCAAACUCACCUCCCCCGAGGCGCUCCGCCCCUCCGUCGUCAACAUCACUGGACCGCUCAUCCGUAUCCUAGGAGACCGCUUCGCCCCGUCCGUCAAGACCGCCCUUCUGGAAACACUCACACUCCUGCUCGGCAAGGUGGGCAUUGCCCUGAAGCCCUUCCUGCCCCAGCUGCAGACCAUCUUCCUGAAGGCGCUCCAGGACUCCAGCAGGGCAGUGAGGCUCCGAGCUGCCGAGGCGCUGGGCAAACUGGUGUCCAUCCACAGCAAAGUAGACCCACUGUUUACAGAGCAGCUCAACGCCAUACGCAUCGCAGAGGACUCUGGAGUCAGGGAGACUAUGCUGCAGGCUUUGCGGUUUGUGAUUCGGGGGGCCGGCUCCAAGGUGGACGGCGCCAUCCGCAAGAGCAUCAUUUCCACGCUGCUCGGCAUGCUGGGACACGAUGAGGAUGCCACCCGUAUGUCGUCUGCUGGUUGCGUGGGUGAGCUGUGUGCCUUCCUGCCUGAGGAUGAGUUGAGAAGUGUGCUGCUGCAACAUGUGCUGGCGGACAUCUCUGGAGUGGACUGGAUGGUGCGUCACGGUCGGAGUCUGGCUCUGGCCAUCGCAGUCAAGUCCAACCCAGAGCAGCUGUGUGCAGAUGAGUACAAGAGCACCGUACUGGACAUGGUGCUGGCCAACGCCACUGCCGACAGAAUUCCUAUAGCAUGCAGUGGGAUCAGGGCGAUGGGCUUCCUGAUGAGACACCAGCUCAGAACAGACGGAGGAGAAGGAGCUUCACCACGCAUCACUACGCAGUUCAUCAAGUGUCUGCAGAACCAGUCGAGUGACAUCCGGCUGGUUGCCGAGCGCGUGCUCUGGUGGGUGUGUAAGGAGCCCCAGACUCCGCCCAUAGGGGCGGGGCAGAUGAAGCCUCUGCUGAAGGCGCUCCUGGACAACACGAAGGACAAGAACACCACGGUCCGCGCUCAGAGUGAACACACACUCGUCAGCCUGCUCAGGCUAAGAGAGGGAGAGGAGGUGAUGCAGAGCAUGAGUGCCAUUCUGGAUUCUGCCAGUAAUGAUCUGUUGUCAGACUGCCACCGCCGCUCCCUGAAGAAGAUCUCUGGCCAGGCCGAGUCAAAUGAGGAGAUUGACGACACCAUCCUCACGUGAUUUCCCAAUCGCAUCGCUCCAUGGACCCUUCUGCUCCAAUCAGACUGCACCAAGGAGCCGUUGUCCCGCCCUCUUCAGUUCUCAAGGAACAUGGCCUUUUCCCCACCCCUCGUGGCCAAUCACCUCUCCCUCCCCCCCCCCCCCCCCCCCCUGUCAUCAGUCUCUGUGUGGAGGAGGUUAACCCUAGGGUUCAGAGAAAAUUACUGUAAACAAACGAACACAUGCACACACGCACGCACACACACACACACACACACACACACACACACACACACACACUCACUCUCCCUCCCAUCCUCAUACCACCAAAGUGUAUGUGUCUGUAAAGAACUGACACAGAAUUGAACAGAAUGUGAAUCUGCCUUCAAUUUUCUCCCCUUUUAAUUCUCUUUCUCUCUUUCUUUGUUGAAGCCGGCGAUAGUUUUCUUUGAAUGCUUAUAAUUUGGAUGUACAGCUCUAGAGGUGCAAAAACAACAUUAAAAAGGCAAUUAAAUAAAAGCAAAUAAUUUGUGCCAAGACUGUUGAAUUAACUAUGAAUUGAAAUUCAUUCUAAAUCGUUGGAGAGCGAGCCUAAGAGGACACGGAUCAGAUGAAUUGUGGCCACAGUGCACCUCUUUGUUUUUUCCCCUCUUGCUGUUUUUAUUUUUGAGUGCGUGAGUUAGUUGUUGUUGUUUUUUUGGGGGGAGGGGGGAAGAGAGAGAGAAUAACUGAACAUUCUCUGAGAUGCUGUUAGACUGACAAAUCAGUGAUGUAUCCUUGACAAUGGCUGAGUGGAGAAACAACUCUAAUAAAAACACUUGCCUUAA
Messenger RNA from Clupea harengus (Atlantic herring), 8877 nucleotides. RefSeq names its product GCN1 activator of EIF2AK4 (gene gcn1). Gene Ontology annotation, biological process: cellular response to amino acid starvation; regulation of translation. NCBI's taxonomy places the organism in Eukaryota, Metazoa, Chordata, Actinopteri, Clupeiformes, Clupeidae. Gene Ontology annotation, molecular function: protein binding; protein kinase regulator activity. The record is from RefSeq and is a predicted model, not a curated record. Gene Ontology annotation, cellular component: cytosol.